GAAAUAAAUUAUUGUUUUAAUCUAAAUAUUAUUUUACUAUGGAUAUACUCGAUGGUAGGCCAGUAAUAAAUCUGUCAGAAGAUCAUGUCAAAUUAUCAAAUAAGAAUUGAGGAAGUUCAGACUGCAGAUUUUAGAAGUCAGUCCUAUUCAAGAGACAACUGUUUGGGGACGGAUGAGAAUCAUUUAAAUCUAGAGAACUAUAUUGAAGGACCUCUUCGUCAAAUUGAGGCUGCUAGGAAGGCCCUAUACUCUCCUAGCCUUAAUGCUCGGAAAAGGGCAAGUUUUGACCGGGCCGGAAGUAGUGCAUCCGACAUGAGGAAGUACAGCGAGCAAAGUCCCGGCGGAAAGCCGGGCAGAAAAUGCCUUUCGCGGGCACAAAUGUCAGAGCCCUACGAGUUGAGUCAGGAUUUGUUGGAUAAGCAGAUGGAAGUUUUGUCGAAUAAAUAUGGCGGAUCCAACACUGCAAACUCCGCUGCAAACACAAUUCAGAGGGCAUACCGUCGGUACACGAUGGAUAAGAAAUUUAAGGCGAUUACCUCCAACAGACUUAGCCGGAGAUUCGCCAGUAUGUCCGGAGGGGGAGGGGCCCAGGACGGCGGACGGAUGCAGGACGCGGCUAAUGAUUCUACGGAUGGAACUCAACAGAAUUUUCAUCAUGACUGCUGUGUGUACAGUAGCACAGCAAAAUCAUCAUAUGCAGGUUUGACUAAAGUAAGUCAGUACAAUCAAAGUGAAACUAGAGUUAGUACAUCGUCAACUAAAUGUUCUAUAGAAGAAUUCCGUCAUCAACAUCAGUUCGAUAACAGUCACCGUCUCCCGAGCUGUGCAUUGAACCAUUCUCAUAUUAGCAGCACUCCCCCACCUGGGGGCGGGCAGCAUCAUGAUUGCCACACCCACUCUUGUCCAACCCGUCACUGGGGGGCGCACACACCUCAUAAUCAUAUCGGAGUGCGUCCUGGUCUCUCAUUAGAGGAUGAGGAAUCCUCCGACGCUGAUAUGCAAUCCUUCCCUGUGGAUUAUCUCCCGGACCGUGCCGCACUAGCGUGCAUGAACCGCGCUCUGGUCCAGCGUCAGCUGAGCGCAGGCCGGGUAAUAGGACCGAGCCACGCGCACUGUGCAAACUGUGGUUCGGGUCAGGCUUUACCGUCUCAUCAUUCUCACAGAGUAUCUGGGUCUAGAAAGAGAGCUCCUGAUGUACCUAAGAGAACUGUAUCCCGAUUAACCAGCCUUGAUGUUGGAGAGUCCGGUGAACUUUAUCCAGCUCGGAGUAGCGAACCUCACUCCAGGUCCAGCUCUACACAGUCCAGUCCCAGGAUUGGUGGGUUGGACGUUCUCCAGUCUAAACUUGAACCAAAGCAAUUCUCUGCCCAUCCUUCCCCCAACCCUCCCUCAGACUCAAGAAAUACUCCGCGUGACCUAAACCGGAACUUCCGGUCGGCCGCCGACCGGAACCUGGAUCAGAGCGGUCAGGACGGAAUUCCAAGUCGGAGCAAGGACGGAUAUCCGGGUAACUAUGCAGUCAACGAGGUCAUCCGGAAACGUCAUUAUAGAACCGGACUCAAUAUAUUUAACAAGAAGCCGGAGAAGGGGAUUAACUACCUCAUCAACAAGGGGUUCUUGGACAACUCCCCCGCCGCCGUGGCCCGGUUCCUGGUCACCAGGAAGGGGUUGUCCAAGCAGAUGAUCGGAGAGUACCUGGGCAAUAUAAGCCAUCCUUUCAACCAGGCCGUCCUCACGUGCUUCGCGGCCGAGGUCGACCUCAGCGGGACACAGGUGGAUUCAGCACUCAGGAAGUUCCAAACAUAUUUCAGAAUGCCUGGAGAAGCGCAGAAGAUCGAAAGAUUGAUGGAAGUAUUUAGUCAAAGAUACUGCACCUGUAAUCCUAAUAUUGCAAGUAAACUCCACUCCCCGGACACAAUAUUCAUCCUUGCUUUCGCAAUCAUCCUCCUAAACACCGACCUCCACACACCCAGCCUCAAACCGGAGAAGAGGAUGAAGGCAGAGGAUUUUAUCAAGAACCUGCGAGGGAUAGAUGGAGGAGCUGACGUUGAUCCGGUAGGAUUUAAGUCAGCCAAGAGAAAGAAACGCUGCAUCUCCUUGGCGUUCUGUGCAAAGGCUUAUGCAAAGGUUUAUGAUACGGUUUGCAGGGAGCUGCUUUACACAAGCUACGCCACAUUGGGACAGCAUCAACGAGAGGUGUUCCUAUUCAACGAUAUUCUUGUCAUUACUAAAAUACAUUCUAGAAGGAAGAAUAGUGUCACAUACACCUUCAGGAAUAGUUUUCCACUCACAGGAAUGGUUGUAUCCUUGUUUGAGAACUCUUAUUACUCUCACGGGAUUAUCCUGACACAGAGAUGGGAUAAGAAGAUUGUUAUCACACUCAACGCCAGGAAUGAUCAUGACAGGUCUAAGUUUGUUGAAGACCUACGUGAGAGUGUAGCUGAGAUGGAUGAGAUGGAAGCUCUACGUAUAGAAGGAGAACUAGAGAAGCAGCAUGUAGCUGCUAGGGUUUCCGUCUCCAGUGAUUUCAGGGAUUCAGGGAUUACUGAUCUUGAUCCUCAUGGUACACCGGCCAGGAGUGGGUUUGGUAGUGUGGAGAGUAAUGUAAACCUGAAGCGCGGAGCAAUAAACAACUCCUUGUUGGAUCUAACAGAUAACUACAAUAUCCAUCCUGGAUUUACACAGCAGGAGAAACCAACCAGAAGAGGAUCUGUUGGUAGUCUAGACUCUGGGAUGUCAGUUUCCUUCCAGUCUGGUUCUGCUGGAUCUGCAGGAACCGUGAGCCAGGAGUCCUCCCCCCAGCAACAGUUAACCGUCAAAACUAGCGGGGUAAUGUCACAUCAUCUAGCUGCUCCCAGACCCAGGAACCUCUCCGCUAAUCUCUCAACAAACCUGUAAAUCCACCAGGAGAUAUUUUAUCCUGAGUGUCUCCGAACCUGUAAAUUCACCAGGAGAUAUUUUAUCCUGAGUGUCUCCAAACCUGUAAAUCCACCAGGAGAUAUUUUAUCCUGUGUGUCUCCGAACCUGUAAAUCCACCAGGAGAUAUUUUAUCCUGAGUGUCUCCGAACCUGUAAAUCCACCAGGACAUAUUUUAUCCUGAGUGUCUCCGAACCUGUAAAUCCACCAGGAGAUAUUUUAAGCUGAGUGUCUCCGAACGACUGAACAUUCUCCCGUCUAUAAAGGAAUCAUAUGUAUUAUUCCUGGAACGAGAGGUUUAAACCUUCAACAGUCAGAUUUCCUAGUCUCGCAGAUAUAAUUUUAUAAAACUGUCGAAAGAGUAUUUUACAGCAUAAUAUCACGUUUUGCACGACGUUAUGGCGGUUUUUAAACCGGAAAUCCGCCUAUUUUUAUUUUUAAAUCGGUUACCGCCGUUUAGCUUUUAACCCUGUUCCUACGAUAUUAAAUUAGGUUUUUGUUGGAAAAUUUCUUAUUUUUUUUGUGUAACACGAUUCCUCGUUGUU
Messenger RNA from Eurytemora carolleeae, 3461 nucleotides. Its product is annotated as IQ motif and SEC7 domain-containing protein 1. Gene Ontology annotation, molecular function: guanyl-nucleotide exchange factor activity. The transcript has 16 exons. The coding region runs from base 85 to 2898 and encodes 937 amino acids. NCBI's taxonomy places the organism in Eukaryota, Metazoa, Arthropoda, Copepoda, Calanoida, Temoridae. Gene Ontology annotation, biological process: actin cytoskeleton organization; regulation of ARF protein signal transduction. The record is from RefSeq and is a predicted model, not a curated record.